Fomitopsis serialis is the source of this 3343-nucleotide messenger RNA. Its product is annotated as P-loop containing nucleoside triphosphate hydrolase protein. The record is from RefSeq and is a predicted model, not a curated record. Gene Ontology annotation, cellular component: membrane; fungal-type vacuole. Gene Ontology annotation, biological process: transmembrane transport. Gene Ontology annotation, molecular function: ABC-type peptide transporter activity; ATP hydrolysis activity; ATP binding. Bases 350 to 3325 code for a protein of 991 amino acids. The transcript is spliced from 30 exons. NCBI's taxonomy places the organism in Eukaryota, Fungi, Basidiomycota, Agaricomycetes, Polyporales, Fomitopsidaceae.
CACGGGAGACAAGAAUGUCACUGGGCGAAUCAACAACCUGAUUACGAGCGACCUCGCGAGUAUUCACCAAGUGCGCAACGCGCUCAACGUCUUACGUUCGCUUCAGAGUUGCUCUAUGUCCCGGCAUUGCUUCUGAGGCAUUGUAGUUGUGGAGAUCCGUUCAUGCUCGGUUUGGGCAUAUGGUUCCUGUACUCGAUCCUUGGGUGGAGCGCCUUUGUGGGGCUUGCCGUUCUGAUCUUGCUGUUCCCGGUUCCCGGACGCAUGGCAAAGCUAAUCCGAACAGUGCAAGCUGAAAAGAUGAAGAAGACUGACGCCGGGUGCAAACUAUGAUCGAAGGUAAGUACUGCAUAUGAUAUUUCGUCGUAGCACAACACAUCGCUCCUUCCAUACAGUCAUCAGUGUCAUCCGCAUGAUAAAGCUCUUCGGCUGGGAAUCCCGUGUGUCACAACAGAUAGCUGAGAAACGUCAUGACGAACUGGAGGCGGUGAAGAAAUCUAGGAUGUGGGAGCUAGCGAACAGCAACGUGAAUCUCGUCAUUCCACUGCUGACAAUGAUUGUAACAUUCUCGACAUAUACGCUAAUCAUGAAGCACGAGCUGACUGCAUCUACCGUCUUCUCCUCGAUCACAGUGUUCGGCAUGCUGGGGAUGCACUUGCGUAUGGCAUUCAACAUGAUACCAGGCAUCAUGCAAGCCAAAGUAUCACUCGAUCGCUUGGACAAUUUCCUACGAAACCAACUCUCAUCGUCCCAGCACCCUGAGAGUCGUGAUACCAUUGGGUUCCGCGAUGCCACAUUCACCUGGACUAACGAUAUAAGUGGUCCGGAGAUUACGGGACUCGAAAGCGGCAGGCGACGUUUCUCUCUACACAUAGAUGGCGAAGUGUCCUUCGAACACGGAUGCAUCACCCUUAUCGUUGGCCCCACCGGUUCCGGAAAGACGUCAAUGUUGAUGGCCCUUCUAGGGGAGAUGCACUAUGUUCCGUCAGGUCCUAGUUCCUUCUACAACCUCCCUCGCGCUGGCGGGGUCGCAUACGCAGCGCAAGAGUCGUGGGUGCAGAAUGAGACGAUAAAGGAUAAUAUCUUAUUUGGAUCACCAUACAGCGAGGAGCGUUACCAGAGAGUCAUCUACCAAUGUGGCCUCGAGCGUGAUAUCGACUUAUUCGAAGCCGGUGACAUGACGGAAGUCGGAGAAAAGGGUAUAACUCUCAGAAUAACGCUUGCUCGUGCCGUAUACUCCUCUGCAGAGAUUCUUCUGCUCGACGAUGUCCUUGCCGCACUCGAUGUGCACACCUCGCAAUGGAUCAUAAACAAAUGUCUGCGCGGAGAUUUAAUGGAGAACCGAACUGUAAUCAUGGUAACCCACAACGUGGCCAUUGCGAGUACAGUAGCUCAGUUCAAGGUCACUCUCGGGCCGGGUGGGCGCGUAUCGAGCCAGGAACUCAUCCAGGAUAUUCGCGGGCAGACUCAAGCACUAGGCAUGGGACAAGACUCGCAAGAGCAAGGGUACAAGCAGGGAGGUGACCAAAGGCCCGAGGGUCUUGUGAAGUCAUCGGGCAAACUCGUCAUAGCCGAAGAAAUCGCCGUAGGACGGGUUGGGUGGGGCGCCUUGAAACUGUUUCUGGCAAGGAUCGGAGGACAACACCAGAUUUUCUUCUGGUCUUUCUGCCUGCUCACGUUGAUAGCGUCAGAGCUACUUGCAAAUCUUCAAGUGUGGUUCCUUGGCUACUGGGCACGGCAGUACGAGCAGCGACCCGCAAGCGAAGUAAAGGCCUCCUACUACCUGGGGUUCUAUGCUGGAAUGAUUGUCGUAUCAGUUGCGUUCUACUGCAUCUCCCUCACGUCAUAUUGGUUGGGGACCAUCAGGGGUGGUCGCUCGAUUCAUGAAUCCUUGAUCUCGUCUGUACUCGGUACAACACUUAGGUGGCUCGAUCGAACUCCAGCCUCUCGCAUCAUUGCCCGUUGUACACAGGACAUCCAAUCAGUCGACGGGGAGAUCUCCAAAACAUGGGGCGUCAUCAUGGAGCUCAACAUAUCCAUGCUCAUCAAGGUCGUUGCCGUAGUUAUCAUGUCACCCAUCUUCCUCGUCGUCGCUGUCGCGGUGGCCAUCGCGGGCGGACUUGUUGGCCAGAUUUACAUGAAGGCUCAACUCACCGUCAAGCGCGAGAUGAGUGUCGCGAAGGCACCUGUUCUCGGGCACUUCGGUGCUGCAUUUGCGGGGCUGGUGUCCAUCAGGGCGUAUGGUGCCCAGGAUGCCUUCAAAGAGGUUUCUUAUCAGCGGAUUGACCGGUACACCCGGGCGGCACGAACGUUCUGGGAUCUGACUCGCUGGGUUGCCGUCCGGAUCGAGAUGCUCAGCGCGAUCUUCGUCUCCAGCCUCGCAGCAUACCUGCUCUACGCUCGCGGGACAACCGCGUCAGAUACCGGGUUCUCUCUCAACAUGGCAGUUGGAUUCAGUGGCUACAUUUUGUACUGGGUGCGGGUCUGGAACGACUUCGAGAUUGCUGUAAUAUUUUGUAGUCUUGAGCGCAUCAAGCAGUAUGUGGAGAUUGAGCAAGAGCCCAAACCGACGCAAGACGGCACCCCUCCCGCUUAUUGGCCAGCGAGCGGCGAUCUGAAAGUCGAGAAGUUGUCCGCAAGGUACUCGGAGGACGGCCCUCUUGUCCUGAAAGAGAUCUCCUUCGAGCUCAAGUCUGGGGAACGAGUUGGCAUCGUCGGAAGGACUGGAAGUGGAAAGAGUUCGCUCGCCUUGUCCCUGCUUCGGUGUAUACUCAGUGAAGGCAAAGUGUACUUCGAUGGCCUCGCCACGGAUACCAUCAAUCUGGACGCGCUCAGAUCAAGCAUUACCAUUAUACCUCAGAUGCCCGAGCUUCUGAGUGGGACCUUGCGGCGCAACCUAGAUCCACUUGGGCAGCAUGGCGAUCCGCUGCUCAAUGACGCUUUGCGUUCUGCCGGACUGUUCGCGUUGCAGGAAGGGUCGCGGGAGAAUCAUAUUACGCUUGACACACAGAUCGCGAGCGGCGGGGCCAAUCUGUCCGUGGGCCAGAGACAGAUUCUGGCCCUGGCGAGGGCGAUCGUCCGUCAGAGCAAGCUGCUAAUCUUGGAUGAGGCUCACCGUCUGCACACGGUCAUGGACGCUGACAAAAUUAUGGUACUGGAUGCAGGACGGAUGGCGGAAUUUGGCAAGCCUUCCGAGUUGCUCAAGAAUCACAAGGGUAUGCUUCGGGCGCUGGUAGAGGAGAGCGGUGAUGCGCGGGCGCUGUCGAUAUCGCAGGAUUAUAGCAAUUUCACUGCAAUUGUUAGGCUGUUGAAGCUCAAAACACUAUGAGGGACAACUUGAAGUAUC